Benincasa hispida (wax gourd) is the source of this 2648-nucleotide messenger RNA. RefSeq names its product cytochrome B561, amino-terminal protein. Gene Ontology annotation, cellular component: membrane. The record is from RefSeq and is a predicted model, not a curated record. NCBI's taxonomy places the organism in Eukaryota, Viridiplantae, Streptophyta, Magnoliopsida, Cucurbitales, Cucurbitaceae.
CAUUUAUUUUAUAAAAAUUGAAGAGAAAAAGAGAGAGAGAGAAAAACCCUUGGAGGCUAUGGGGUUUUACUGCAAUUUCAAACUGACGGGACUCGUUACUCAAGAUGAAGAGAUUCUGUAGAGAAGAACAUCUUGGAGAAAUCUUCCCCAAUGUCAUAGUAUAAUCGAAUCCCUGUUUCUGUUGCAAAACCCUAAAUUGAAUCCCAAACUCGGGCCCAUUACGAAUGGAAGCUGCCGAAAAUGGCAGAAGAGCCGAUAGCUCUUCUUCUCCGAAGCCCUUGAAGUUCUCAGCUUAUCAGAACCCGGCCCUAUCCGCCGCUCUCACCGCCAACAGCCUCCAACCUUCGAAGUUCACCUUCCUCUGCAUCUUCUCCCUCUCCUCCGUAUCUGCAUUUGCCUUUCUUCGUAUUCUUUCCUGGGAAAAUGCGAUUGUUGGCAAUUUGAAGCUCAAGAACUUUCCUGAAGAGGCAGCCUAUUUGUCUGCCAAGGCUGCACAGAUUGUGGUAGGCUUAAUCUUUUUAGGAACAGUAUUAGCCUUUUUCAAAGCGAUAUCCUUGUAUAGGAAAAGAUUCAGUGGUGUUGUGUCUGUUGUAUCUGCCACCAAAGGAACCAAGGAACAAACACCUCUUUCCAAGCGUCAACUGGGGCUUAUGGGAUUAAAACCAAAGGUUGACAAUGGGACAUCUGAAAAGGCUGUAAAGCCUCCAAAAUCUAAACCCUACUCAUCACCUUCUCCUUCUUAUGUUCUUGUUCCUCUUCAUCAAUCAAUUAGCAGUUUUAGUUAUUCAUCUCAAAGAAACAUAGAUAAAUCGAACUCUGCCAGUGGGAGCAAAAUGCAGUCUUUUGCAACACCUUCGACAUCCCCGGGUUCUGCAUCUUCCUUGUAUCUUGUCUCUGGAGUGGCCUCACCAUUGCCUUCUACUCAGAGUUCAUCAGGACGGGAUUCAGUGGUGUGUACCCCGUGGUCAAGCAAGCGAGUAUCCUCUCUUAAAGAAAUUACAUCUGAAGAAGGCUUUGAACGAUUUCUUACUGAAGUAGAUGAAAAAUUAACCGAGUCUGCAGGAAAAUUGGCAACUCCACCCCCCACCAUUGGCAGUGUUGGUAUAGCCAGUCCCAGUACUGUGGCUACUUCAGCCAAUACUUCUGGAACUACCAGAAGUACUCCCUUGAGGCCUGUAAGGAUGUCACCGAGUUCACAGAAAUUCACCACUCCUCCUAAGAAAGUAGAGGGCGAUGUUCCCUCCCCAAUGUCUAUGGAGGAAAUGGUUGAAGCUUUCAAGCAUUUGGGAGUAUAUCCACAAAUUGAAGAAUGGCGUGAUUGUCUCAGGCAAUGGUUUUCUUCCACAUUGCUUCAUCCUCUUGUAGAAAAGAUUGAAACCAGUCAUGUUCAGGUAAAAGAAGUGGCCGCUAAACUCGGUGUCUCAAUUGCUAUAAGUCCUGUAGGCGACUCCACAGGAUCCCUUCCCACUGUGUCUUCGGUUGACAGGACUAAUGAAUGGCAACCAACACUGACUCUUGAUGAAGAUGGACUCCUCCACCAAUUACGAGCAACUCUCUUGCAAUCUAUAGAUGCCUCUACAAUCAAAAUGCCUCUGGCGAAUGCACCACAGUCCCCUCAGCAGAAUCCCUUAGUUCCAACCAUGCAAGAGUGUGUUAAUGCCAUUACAGAGCACCAGAAACUCCUUGCUUUGAUGAAGGGUGAAUGGGUCAAAGGCUUACUGCCUCAAAGCAGUAUUCGAGCAGAUUAUACAGUACAAAGAAUCAAAGAGCUUUCCGAAGGGACGUGCUUGAAGAAUUACGAGUAUCUUGGGACUGGAGAGGUUUAUGAUAAGAAGAACAAGAAGUGGACACUUGAGCUUCCAACCGAUUCUCACUUACUCCUAUAUUUAUUCUGUGCUUUCCUAGAGCAUCCAAAGUGGAUGUUACAUCUGGAACCUUCAAUCUAUGCCGGGGCUCAGUCCAGUAAAAAUCCUUUGUUCUUGGGUGUUCUUCCUCCAAAAGAACGCUUUCCCGAGAAGUACAUAGCAAUCAUAUAUGGUGUUCCUUCCGUUAUUCAUCCCGGAGCUUGCAUACUGGCUGUUGGAAGGAAAAAUCCUCCAGUUUUCUCUUUGUAUUGGGAUAAGAAGCUUCAGUUUUCUCUUCAGGGAAGAACAGCAUUGUGGGAUUCCAUAUUGCUUCUGUGUCACAGAGUGAAGAUCGGAUAUGGUGGAAUUAUUCGGGGAAUGCACCUUGGUUCAUCUGCCUUGAGAAUCCUUCCAGUUUUGAAUCCAGAUCCUGUAGACUGAGUGAAUCACCGUGUUUUUACUUCCAACAGUCUUUUUAUUGCAUAAACUCACUAGCUGUUACAUGAUACGCACAAACUGUGUUUAUGCAACAAUUUUUCUCCUUUGGGCAACAUGUAUCCUGGGGGAUUUGCUUAAGGUCUGGCUAUUGAAAGCCUCUAACUUUAGUUUCCCAGCUUGAAUGUUCAUGUAUCCUAGUCUGAAUUCUUCAAUAGCUGUAGUAGUACUGACCACAAAUUCACAAGGGUCCAUCAUGAGGAAUUUUCAUAGAACACCAUUUUAGAAUUUUGUUUGGCUGGCUGUAUUAUAUAGAUAGUGUGUAUUGAACUUUGAGCUUGAGUGAUCCAUUUUAAAGUUUAUUUGGCA